UUACGCCUCUUACCCUUUAUCUGAGAUACCGGCGGAUUUUGCCAGCCUCCUCGAAUUCUUCUUACCUUUUGUCCUGCGUUACACGCCGGGGAAAGGAAUUCUGGGAUCGUGUGUUAUGCUGAUGCAAAAUGUUUUUAAGAAGUAAAGAAGUUGUAAAACAGUGGAUACAAGUGUAUAUUUAUAAUACAAGAAAUGACGAUUCUGAAAAAGAAGCUGAUGACCAGAAUAAGGGAUAGGAAGAUGACCUGUUUGCUUGAAGAGCGAGACCAGAGAGCAAGGAGCGGAGUAACUUGAUCCUUGAGGGUGCCUUUGGCUUAAGGGGGAAGCUGACUCUUCCGGAGAAUCCUGGAGCCGACAACAAAGGAACUCAGCACCCAGCUAACUUCCAGGAAGAAGCUUCCUUUCCUCCCCCUGCUUUUCCCCUUUCCCCUCCUUUCUCUCUCUGCAGCCAUCAGAAAUAAACUCUGGCUCAUUUCAUCUGAAAUAUGCUUUAUUCCAAGGAGAGUAAUAGCUCAGAGAAUCUCUGAAAAAAUCUCUAGAAAAAUCUCUAGAAAAGACAAGGAAACAGAUUAUCCCCUAGAGCCUCCAGAAGGGACUCUUGCCCUAUUUCCAGCACGGGUGUACCCAACAUGGUUCUCACUGGAAUUACAGCAAAUUGGAAGACAGUGGUGGUGACACAGGGUGAAGAACUACUUUUCAGAGGGUGAAACACAAGACUGGCUUUUAGGAAUUUUACCCCAAAGUAAUUUGUGACUGCAUCCUGUUGCCGAAACUUGGCCUCUGUUCACCGGUGCCGAAGAGGAACGCGGAGACAGAGUUUUGGGUGAAGUAGAAAAGAGUAGCUUUUAUUGCUUUGCCAGGCAGAGGGGGCCACGGCGGGCUAAUGCCCUCAAGACUGUGUGACCCACCCUGGAGGGCGUAGUGAGGAGUCUUACAGCGUCCGAGGAGCAGGGCGUGAUCCGCUCGCGGACAGUUCUCAGACUGGCUGGCAUCAAGGGGACGUUUCAAGCGUCAUCAACUUUCUGGUUUCAGCCAGUCCAGGGUCUAUGUGCUUGUGGGCAGCACUUUCCAUCUGGAGGGGGUCUGCUCCCUGUAAAACCACUUAGGAGUGUGUGUCAGGCCUUUAUCUGUAGCUUCAGUGAACUGGAAGUUCGGUGAUUCUGCCAUGUGGCGGAUUUAGAGUCUAAAUUGUUGCCCGUUCCCCAGCCCAACAGCUGUUCUUUGUUUCUACACCUUCACAUUCCCUAAUCAUUAAGUCUUUACUUCAAAAGACAAGGACACGGGGGCUCGUACACGGUUUCAACCCUGACCAGGUCUGAGACUUACACGAUGCAUAUGCUGUUGUUUUCAUAAACGUUAACGUCCAUAAAAUGAAGUUCUUAAAAGCAUUAUUUGAGUUCUCCAUUGAUUACUGGUUAUAUCAUCAAUACCUUCCAGCCCUGGCAGCACAGGGAGGAAGGAAGAAUUGCUGGGAUGCUUGCAUCACCACAGGGCAAGAGGUCCUCAAAGUUUACUGCUUUAUCUUUAAGUAAUACUUCAUAGUUCGGCUGACUUUUCAUCCAUUCUGCUGAUUCUGCCGAUUCUGCCAGUGAGUUCCUCUGUAGUGACAGCCAAAGGCACUUACGGAGAAUACUUAAACAACCAAGUGUAAAAGCAGAAGUCGAGGUCACUUCAUCUACUACGGAAGUGGGGCAUGUGUCUACCUCAGGCCUGAGUCUUUUGAUGGGUCUUUUGGUAACUGGUGGCGGCGGUGGUGACAAGGUUUGAGUUGUUUUAUUUUUUAUCUUUAUUAUUUAUUUUUUUGGCCACGCCGGCGGGGCCUGCGGGAUCUUAGUUCCCCGACCACGGAUCGAACCCGUGCCCCCUGCAGUGGAAGCUCGCAGUCUAAACCCUGGACCGCCAGGGAAGUCCUGGUGUAUUGUAUUCUCCCUUCAGGAGGGCUGGACUCUGCAGGUUCUCUCUUGUGGUUUGUAUGGAGGUAUGUCCCUCUGCUACUGGCUGAACUGGUGGGUGAGAUUCCCCUUGGAUCCCCUGGGGAAAGGUGCAAGAUCUGGAAACCCUCACUGCGGCGCCCUUGUUCGUUAUGGAUGUCCAAUUUGUUGAUUGAAGAGGGGGAUUAAAAAGGAGGAAUAUCUUAUGCUGCCACAUGCUGAUGUCACUUUCCAACUUGUAUUCUAAGUAAGAAGAAUGAUGAAGGAAUAUACAAGGUACCUUAAAAAACAUAAAAGAAGGAUAUUUGGAAUAUUCUUGAAGGUUAGGGGCCAAUUCCCAGAAGCAAUGAUAACUAAAGACAGGUUACACUGACCUAGCCUGGUGAAGAUCUCUGGAGACCAUGACCAAGAAAAGAAUUGCUGUGAUUGGGGGAGGAGUGAGUGGGCUCACGUCUAUCAAGUGCUGCCUGGAAGAAGGCUUGGAGCCUGUCUGCUUUGAAGGGACUGAUGACAUCGGAGGGCUGUGGAGGUUUCAGGAAGAACCUGAAGAAGGAAGGGCCAGUAUUUACAAGUCAGUGAUCAUCAACACUUCUAAGGAGAUGAUGUGCUUCAGUGACUAUCCCAUCCCAGAUCACUAUCCUAACUUCAUGCACAACUCCCAGGUCCUGGAGUAUUUCAGGAUGUAUGCCAAUGAAUUUGACCUUCUACAGUACAUUCGAUUUAAGACCACCGUGUGCUGUGUGAAGAAGCAGCCUGAUUUCUCCACUUCAGGCCAAUGGGAGGUGCUCACGGAAUCUGAAGGGAAAAAGGAGGUGAAUGUCUUCGAUGGAGUUAUGAUUUGCACUGGCCAUCACACCAAUGCUCACUUACCCUUGGAAAGCUUCCCUGGAAUUGAGAAGUUCAAAGGACAAUACUUUCAUAGUCGAGAUUAUAAGAAUCCAGAGAGUUUCACUGGAAAGAGAGUCAUUAUAAUUGGCCUUGGGAAUUCUGGAAGCGAUCUGGCUGUGGAAAUUAGCCACACAGCCAAGCAGGUUUUCCUCAGCACCAGAAGAGGGGCUUGGAUCUUCAAUCGUGUUGGAAACUAUGGAUAUCCUUUUGAUGUGCUGUUGACUUCUCGAUUUCAAUAUUUUAUGAGGAAGAUUUGUGGUCAAUCAUUAGCAAAUACAUUUUUGGAAAAAAAGAUGAACCAAAGGUUUGAUCAUGAAAUGUUUGGCCUGAAGCCUAAACACAGAGCUCUGAGUCAGCAACCAACCAUAAAUGAUGAUCUGCCAAACUGUAUAAUUUCUGGCUUGGUGAAGGUGAAAACAAACGUGAAGGAAUUCACAGAGACAGCGGCCAUAUUUGAGGAUGGCUCCAGGGAGGAUGACAUUGAUGCUGUUAUCUUUGCUACAGGCUAUAGCUUUGCCUUUCCUUUUGUUGAAGAUUGUGUCAAAGUAGUCAAAAACAAGAUAUCUCUGUAUAAAAAGGUCUUUCCUCCUAACCUAGAAAAGCCGACUCUUGCAAUUAUAGGCUUGAUCCAGCCCUUGGGUGCCAUUAUGCCCAUUUCAGAGCUCCAAGGACGCUGGGUCACUCAAGUAUUUAAAGGGUUAAAGACAUUGCCUUCACAAAAUGAAAUGAUAAAAGAAAUAGCUAAGGUUCAAGAGGAUAUGGCCAAAAGGUAUGUGGACAGCCAACGCCAUACCAUUCAGGGAGACUAUAUAGAUACCAUGGAUGAGCUUGCUGAUCUGGUGGGCGUCAGGCCCAAUCUGCUGUCCUUGGCAUUCACUGACCCCAAAUUGGCAUUACAGUUAUUUUGGGGACCCUGUACUCCAAUCCAGUAUCGGCUACAGGGCCCUGGAAAGUGGGAUGGAGCUCGAAAAGCUAUCCUCACCACAGAAGAUCGUAUCAGGAAGCCGCUAAUGACAAGAGUAAUUGAAAGCAACAAUUCCACAACUUCAACAAUAACAAUGGCCAGGUUUAUGCUGGCUGUGGCUUUCUUUGCUAUAAUUAUGACCUAUUUUUAGCUGUUCCAUUGUCAUUGUCCCAGUUUUCUUUGAAAGCUGGAUCUGGAGAUGCCUUCAGAACCUGACAAGAUUGAACAACUCUCAGCUUCACAUUGCCCAGAAAUCUACUUUUAUUUCUCUUUCCAAAGCAUUAAUCCUUUUUCCUCUUUUCCCUACAGUGAAAUCCCACCUUUUCAUUUGUACUGACUUACGCCCUUACUCUUAGGACCCAUCACUUUUUCCUUUCAGUCAUUCCUGGACUGUGAGCUCAGAUACUCUUUUAGUCAUCUUUGUUUGUCCUUAGCAGAGUACCUGACAUGUGGUAGGUGCUUUCUUUUCUUUUUUUACAUCUUUAUUGGAGUAUAAAUGCUUUACAAUAUUGUGUU
This is a messenger RNA of Balaenoptera acutorostrata (minke whale), 4299 nucleotides long. Its product is annotated as flavin-containing monooxygenase 5-like. Gene Ontology annotation, molecular function: N,N-dimethylaniline monooxygenase activity; flavin adenine dinucleotide binding; NADP binding. The record is from RefSeq and is a predicted model, not a curated record. The transcript is spliced from 16 exons. Bases 2333 to 3934 code for a protein of 533 amino acids. NCBI's taxonomy places the organism in Eukaryota, Metazoa, Chordata, Mammalia, Artiodactyla, Balaenopteridae.